UGGAAGACGGAUGGGGCUGUUCCGUUAACGCGCACAAAAGUGGCAGGCGCUAACGAAAAUGUUCGGUACGGGACCAGUAGCUGCUGAGUUUGCGUGCAACCGAGCGAAAAUGCAGCCGGACCAAGUGGGGAUUGUCUGAGUAGACCGUCCAGGCAACGUGGAAACUCUGUACGCCAAGCUGACAGAAUGAGCGGUCUAGGUUGGUUUGGAUUUAAACUUGGCCUGUUGGUCGUCCUUCUGGCACGUCAGCAACUCUGCGGGACUCAAGCACAGGGAGUCAACAGAGAGCUGCCUCAAUAUGAAGUGGUUCACCCCACUCGAGUGGAUGUCAGAGGUCACUUCCUGUCAAACUUCCUAUCCCACCAUGCCCGCCGCGUGCAGCGCCGAGAGGCUAAGGAAGAUCCGGUGAAUCUAGAUCAAGUCUUCUACCAGCUCCAACAUGGAAGCCGUAAUCUGCACUUUAAUCUGACGCUCAAUCCUCACCUGCUGGCUCCAGGUUUUCUAAUAGAGCGAAGGUUCGGUGGACUGGACGGAGCAAAGCUCAAGUCUCCGGAAUCCUCACAGUGCUAUUUUCUAGGCGAGGUGAGGGAUGAACGUGCAGCGAGAGGAAGCGCGGCUAUCAGCACCUGUGAUGGUUUGACGGGACUGUUCAAGUUGGCUGAUGAGGAAUUUUUCAUCCAGCCUCUGGAGAGGUCCAAUCCUGAGAGCCCUGCGCCGCAGCGACACGCCGUCUACAAACGCCACGCUCCACAACCGUCCUGGAGUCCAGCUGUGCAGCUCAUCACAGGAGAACAAGUUCUCAAUGGCUCUUGCGGGGUUUCAUACUCUCAUCAAAGUUUAGAAGUCACUGAAAGGCAGCGGGAGCGCUGGGAGCGCCGGCGGCACCGGAGGAGAAGAAUCCAUCAGCGUUCAGUCAGCAAAGAGAAGUGGGUGGAAACACUGGUCGUGGCUGAUCCCAAAAUGGUGGAGUACCAUGGAAGCAAAGCUGUGGAGAGCUACGUCCUCGCUGUCAUGAACAUUGUGACUGGCCUCUUCAAAGAUCCGACCAUUGGAAAUGCAAUCAACAUUGUUGUGGUCCGACUCAUUCUACUGGAGCAAGAUGAGGAUGAGUUAAAAAUCACACAUCACGCUGACAACAGCUUGAACAGCUUCUGCAAGUGGCAGAAGCAACUCAACAUGAAGGGGGACGAUCACCCGCUGCACCAUGACGUGGCAGUUCUUCUCACCAGGAAAGACAUAUGUGCUGCCAUUAACUCCCCGUGUGAGACCUUGGGUCUCUCUCAUGUUGCUGGAAUGUGUCAGUCACAUCGGAGCUGCAGCAUCAGCGAGGACACUGGCCUCCCGUUAGCCUUCACAGUGGCUCACGAGCUUGGACACAACUUUGGGAUUCAGCAUGACGGCAACGGUAACGACUGUGAACCUGCUGGGAAAUGGCCCUAUGUGAUGUCUCCACAGCUUGUGUACGGCACCUCUCUACCCCGGUGGUCCCACUGCAGCCGCCAGUACAUAACACGCUUCCUUGACCGUGGCUGGGGCUCGUGCCUGGAUGACGUUCCUGCCAAAGAUAAACUUCACUUGAGCACCGUGCUUCCUGGGGUUCUCUAUAGUGCUGCUCAUCAAUGCCAGCUCAAGUACGGAUCUGGUUCCCUGCUUUGUGACGACAUGGAUACUGUUUGCAGCUCCUUGUGGUGCACGGUGGGAGCAACCUGUCACUCAAAGCUCGACGGGGCCGUGGAUGGCACCAGUUGUGGAGAGGACAAGUGGUGUAUUAGUGGCUCGUGUGUACCUACUUCCAUUCAUCCCAAAAGUGUCAAUGGCGGUUGGGCUACGUGGAGCGAGUGGAGUAGCUGUUCCAGGUCCUGUGGCUCAGGAGUCCAGAGUGCCCAGCGAGACUGUGAUAACCCAGUGCCCAAAUACAGAGGCAGGUAUUGUUUGGGAGAAAGACAGAGGUACAGAAUCUGUAAUACCGCCCCGUGUACUUCUGAAGUCUCCACCUUCAGAGAUGUCCAGUGCAGUCAGUAUGACGGUCUUCCAUACAAGGGCAAGUUCUACAAAUGGGUCGCUGUCAUCAACAAAGUGAGCCCUUGUGAGCUACACUGCCGUCCUCUCAAUGAACAUUUCUCUGAAAAGAUGCGUGACGCAGUGGUCGACGGGACUCCUUGUUUCGAGGGCAACAAAAGCAGGGAUAUGUGCGUUAAUGGCGUCUGUAAGAGUGUUGGCUGUGACGCUGUGAUUGAGUCGAACGCUGUUGAGGAUCGCUGUGGAGUUUGUCGAGGUAACGGCUCCACCUGCCAAACUGUGAGACGGACAUUUGAGGAGAGCGAGGGGCUCGGCUACGUAGACAUUGGAUUGAUCCCGAAGGGAGCAAGAGACAUCUGGAUUGAAGAGGUGGCAGAAGCUGGAAAUUUUUUGGCACUGCGUAGCGACAACCCAAAUAAAUAUUUCCUGAACGGGGGCUGGACAAUCCAAUGGAACGGGGAGUACAAGGCAGCUGGAACUGUGUUUACCUACGAAAGGAUGGGACAUCUGGAGAACCUGACUUCACCGGGGCCAACGAUGGAGCCGCUGUGGAUUCAGCUUCUCUUUCAGGAAACAAAUCCCGGGGUCCUAUAUCAGUACACCAUAAGCCGAAAUGUGUCAGACGACAACGGUCCAAUCUCAGUCUUCAGAUGGAAGUUUGGCUCUUGGUCUGAGUGCAGCGUCACCUGUGGACGAGGUGUGCAGCGGCAGAUGGUUCACUGUGUGGAAGAAACCACUGGAAUUGUGGAAGCACAAUACUGCGACCCCUUGACUCGACCUGAAGACAACAGAACCAGCUGCAACAAAGAAUCCUGCCCAGCCCUAUGGUGGGUCGGGGAGUGGCAGAAAUGUUCAUCAAGCUGUGGAAGCUCUGGUCUGGCUAAGCGGAUGGUCCACUGCGUCCAGGCUGUGAGUCUGGAUGAACAAAAAGCUCUGCUGGACAGUGACUGUGAGCACAUUCCGAAACCUGAGUCCGUGACCCCCUGCAACACUCAUGUCAGGUGUCCGGCUGACUGGACUGUCGGGGCGUGGUCAAAGUGUUCAUUGACAUGUGGACCUGGAGUUCGGCAUCGUAGCAUCUCUUGCCCAGGAAGUAUUGACGCUGAAUGCGAAAUACAGAAGAAACCGCCAGCUGUGUCUCCUUGCCACAUGCGAGAUUGUCCUGAGAUGGUGGAUAACUUUGGAGGAAUAGAAUCGUCUGGAAGUGGCUGGGAAAGCAGAGAAGUCCUCAAUGACAUUAACUCCAUCACAGACAUCAAGCUACCACCAAAGCAUGGCACAACCAAAGCACAAACCAGACCUCAGGGCAGCCCAAGUAACAUUGUGCCAAGUGACUUUCACUACCAUAAUAACAUCGAAAGUAUCAAUAAUUUUGUAGAGACGGACGUUCACAUUGAUGAUUUUUACUAUGAUUACAACUUCAUAGACUUUCAUGAAGACCUCUCAGAUGACAGCAAUGGAAAAGACUCAGGUGGAAGUCAGGAAUUUGACGCUCGUCUGGAGGCCGACUCAGCUCACAGUGUGAGAGAAAAUAAUUCAGAAACUACCAGGACACCUGCUGAGAUUCCAGAUUCAGAGACUGCUGUGCCCAAAGCGUCAGAGAUGUGGAACACCAGCGAUGAAAAUGUGAACAAAAAUGUGGAUGAUUUUUAUUCCGAGGAUCAUCUCCUUCCUGUGUCCGUCACUCGCUCGCCACCGCAGCGCCACGCUCCCAGGCAUCGGGAUGAGUUUCCCCCUAUAGAUGUGAGCACAGUGCAUAGUUCCGAGCACGGCAGGGCGCAGGAUGAAAACAGGACUGAGGUCCUUGGCGACUUUGUUGUGACCUCGCCGACGAUCAUUGACAUUGGAGUAACAACAGCGGAUGAAUCACAAUUACAAAUGACUUACAGUGAACUCACCACACAACAACCUAGCUCAUCUGCGUCAGUGGAAAUAAAUGAGAAUCGAAAACAGUCUGCCGUGACACAUCUUCCCAACCAAUCCACCGGCCAUUUGGACCAAAGCGAUCCUGCAACAACAGUUCCCACUCUGAUACCGACGAGAACUAAUUUCAAGUCAGAUGAGACCACCAGAGUCAGUGAUGUGCCUAGGCUGAGACAAACUUUAUUUCCUGUCUCUGAGGACUCUACUCUUCCCCAACCACUUCGAAUCUCAGGUAACCAUGGACCCUCUGAAAACACAACUGGAAAUGAUCUUUUACAUUCUGCGACUCAAACUCCGCCAGCUACUUUAACUGAACACACAACCGAACCCGCUGUCCUGGAAAGACCUGGACCAGGUCCGACAAAUUCAGAGGAUCUUCAUUACAAUGAAAUGACUUUCCCUGCGGUGUCAAAGGGGAUUCGGAGUCCUUCACACCUCACCCACGUGGAAACAAAAACCAGUCCUGAACCUGCAUCUACAGUUGUCCCAUCGCCAACAUCAACUCCAUCAACUCUGCACGUCACCGCCCACUGGGUCACUGGCAACUGGAGCGUAUGUUCAACCAGUUGUGGCCUGGGUGCCGUCUGGAGGACUUUAGCCUGUAGCACCGGCUCAGAAUGGGACUGUGACCCAGCCGAGAGACCCUCACCAGCCCAGCGGUGUUACCUCCGUCCAUGUUCCAUGUGGAAGGUUGGCGAGUGGAGCAAGUGUUCAAAAAACUGUGAUGUCGGCAUCAAAUCCAGAGAGGUCCAUUGUUACGACAUGCGGGAUCAGCGACCGCUGCGACCUUUUCACUGCCGUGCAAUUUCCUUGAGGCCACUAUCGCGAAUGAUCUGCAACCCUCAGCCUUGUCUUGACUGGUACACCUCCUCCUGGGGACAGUGCUCAGAAGUGUGUGGAGGAGGCGAACAGCAGCGUAUAGUCACCUGUCUGGAAGAGGGUAGAUGCAACACGGACCUUCAGCCAUUGACCAUCCAGCCUUGCAACAGCCAGCCCUGUGCUCAAUGGAUGACGGGGGCGUGGGGAAAGUGUUCAGCACCUUGUGGCGGCGGAGUGCAGCACAGGCUCAUCAAGUGCGUGAACUCCAAGACUCAAACAGAAGAAGUGGAUCCUACACAGUGCCAGCCGCAGCUGAAACCUGAGCUCACACAGAAGUGUAACUCAAAUGAGUGUAAGAGCGCCCCCUCAAGAACAGCUUGUCCUCGUGAUCGACUCACUCUUCGCUUCUGUCAGACUCUUCGCAUGCUGGGACGAUGUCACAUGUCCAAUGUGCGAGCUCAGUGCUGCAGAACGUGCCACAAAAUGAGCAACAAAAGUGGCGAAGAGGUGAAUUCACCCAGAGAGGAGGAGCACUGAUGAGAGUGGACGCGUCAGGUGUAAUAAAUUCUCCCUUUUUUCUAGUUGGUGCUGAAAGUGCUCAUACAUUAUGACCACUUUUUUUAUUCUUUCUCAAAUAUGAUUUAACCACUAGGUUGUACAGGUUUGUGUUUUUUUUUUUUUUUUUAUUGUGUGAACGGAGUUGGGGAAAUAAUGUGGUUCUUAAAAUGUGGUACCAUUCUCAGAAAAAUGAAGUUUACAAUUAAAACCUUUGCCGCAUUUUUAUAUUACAGACUAUUAUCAGGCUGUGACUUUUGAUGUAUAGCAGCAUUAGUGAGCAUGAUAUCAGUAGUAACUCACCAGCGCUGGUCGACUGAGGUCCUUUUCAGGGAACAGGUUUAGCAAACCCAGUUUCAAAACCGUCCCGUCUUUCAGCUUUCAUACGCAGAGUUUUCGGUUUCUGGUUAGUCCAACCAAUCCUGAGUAAAGUUAGCCAGCAUGGAGCUUCUGCUUCUGCACAACCCUCAGUAAUGGAACAGGGAACAUGUUUAACCAUGGCAACACAUGAAAUCAAAUUUAGGGUGGUUUCACAUUGCGCACAGUCUUGAGACAAAGUGUGUUCGGCUCCAAAGUCCGACAUGUGAAGACAAGCGAGUCUGGUUUUGGCUGUGGACUUGAUCCCGGCUGGAGAGCUGCAUCUUGUCUCGGGAAACUCUCCAUGGGGGGGUGAACUUCUCGUCUCAGGCGACUCGGCGCUAGAUGCCGGAAACUCUGUGUACAGCGCGACUCCACACAAACAUAAUAAACGGCGGCCACUAAAGGGUCUGAUUGUCUGUGCAGACAACACUGCUAAACUAAGGUAUAUUUAGUUGUUCCAGCACAGCUGGUGUGAACAGCAGCAAUCUGAAACGUGACUUUAAAAUAAACUGCACUGCUUAAAAAGUGACAAAACUUUUUUGAAGUUGACAGAUCAAUUUUUUUUUCAAUGAAUCCUGAAAAUUGGACAUGUGGAGUAUCUGUUCUUUGUCCGUGGAAACUCAGGGUUAUUUGGACCAAACGUGGUUGCGUGCAGGUAUCAGAGGUCGCUGCUUUGUGAAACCCAAAAACUCCUUUUUUUUCACGUCCAGGAAAACUACCUGAGUUGUAAACCUGCUGUCUGAAACGGGCCCCGGACGUCUCCCAACAACUAAGCGAAUUUAUUUUUCUUCAUCUUUAGAGUGCUCACGCUUGAGUCAAAAGCAGAGUAGCUCAGCUGGCUAGUGGAACACAUGCUUGUGUUGUUUAAAAAGGCUCAAUAUUCUGAGUUAUGAAUGCAGUGAAGACUGAGAACACCGGUCAGACACAAAGGAAAAAAAUAAGCUUAUUGUGUAGCCAUAUUCAUGCUUCACAUUGCCUUCUCAACCCCAUCAAACCUCUGCAAGGCUCUGGAACUCAUGUGACGUCACAUUUCUCAGAUCUCAGGAUUAACUUGAUGACUAAAGACAGGUAUGAAUUCGGUUCAAAAAGAAAUCCAGCCAGUAUUUUAGCUAUUACGAACAGAAAUUGCUUGAGAGUGUUAUGUUUACACCAACUUGACCUUAAUGAACCUGCAUCUUUCUUGCAUUCAUAACUCAACUUACAGAUGAGCUCUGCUUAUUUUGGGUCUGGUAUUGGCAGGUCCAGUACCUGAGCUACUUGAAUAAAGUCCCAUGUGCUUCUCAUGCAGCCCAGCAGUCAGCAGUCUUUGAUGCACUGUUUUAUUUCCCUCAGGACUAGAUUUGUAGUAUCGAUAGGCCACUCCAGAGUUGCACCAGCGAGACUCACUGCACAUUAUCAUUGUCGUCCGUUCACUGCUUUUCCUUUUUGAGCAGCGGGUCCAAGUGCCUCACUUUAGCAUAUAUAUUCAGGGACUACACAAUGUGAAAUGGGAUCUAUCAACAACAGUGUACUUCAAAACCAAAAGCAACAUGUGAGUUGAUGUGUUUCACCAAGAGGUUUCAUGAUACGAUGAGAUUGUUUUUUCUUCUGUCUCAACACUUGUGUACUUAACUUCUUUUCCGAUCAGUACAUUCCAGAAUAGAAUAAAGAGCGUGCGUGUCGUCUGCCGAACAUUUCAAGAUAAACAGUGUGAGAGA
This is a messenger RNA of Synchiropus splendidus (mandarinfish), 7373 nucleotides long. RefSeq names its product A disintegrin and metalloproteinase with thrombospondin motifs 7. Gene Ontology annotation, cellular component: extracellular matrix. Gene Ontology annotation, biological process: proteolysis; extracellular matrix organization. The record is from RefSeq and is a predicted model, not a curated record. NCBI's taxonomy places the organism in Eukaryota, Metazoa, Chordata, Actinopteri, Syngnathiformes, Callionymidae. Bases 187 to 5298 code for a protein of 1703 amino acids. The transcript has 24 exons. Gene Ontology annotation, molecular function: metalloendopeptidase activity.